AUGGACCGCCAACUUGAAUCCCGCCUCCUGAUAGAGUCCAUCACCAAGCCCACAAAACUUUCCUCGAAAGACACCUACUCCCACCUGCAAAACUUCCUCCACUCCCUCCCCGUCUCCCCACAACGCACGCAGCUGGAGCGUCUCACCGAUGCUCUCGGUGUCGAAGUCGGCCAGAUUGAUAUCAGUGAAGGGGAGAGGCGAGAGGCUGAGCGAGAGGCGAGGAGACUAGAGGCUAGGCAGGAGAGGAGAAAAAAGAGGGAAGAAGAGGAGGAGGCUCGAAAGCAGGCCGAAUUGGAAGGAGCUGUUGAAGGUCUUGAAGAGGAAGAAGAGGGUGACAUGGAGAACGGCGCUGUCGGUCAGGAAGGGGAGGAGGGUAUGGAGGACAGGGGUGAUGUCGAAUACGGCGAUGUCCCAAACGAGGACGGUGACGAUGAGCCCGACAACGAGGACCAGGCUGAGCAGAUGGACGAAGACUCUGAUUAA
Molecule: messenger RNA, 483 nt
Organism: Cryptococcus wingfieldii CBS 7118
Lineage: Eukaryota; Fungi; Basidiomycota; Tremellomycetes; Tremellales; Cryptococcaceae
Exons: 1
Coding region: 1-483 (160 amino acids)
Source: RefSeq, a predicted model, not a curated record